Messenger RNA from Centropristis striata (black sea bass), 4621 nucleotides. RefSeq names its product endothelial cell adhesion molecule b (gene esamb). NCBI's taxonomy places the organism in Eukaryota, Metazoa, Chordata, Actinopteri, Perciformes, Serranidae. Gene Ontology annotation, molecular function: cell-cell adhesion mediator activity. The transcript is spliced from 7 exons. The record is from RefSeq and is a predicted model, not a curated record. Bases 239 to 1522 code for a protein of 427 amino acids. Gene Ontology annotation, cellular component: plasma membrane; adherens junction. Gene Ontology annotation, biological process: homophilic cell-cell adhesion.
GUUUUAGGUGAAGGGGAGCGGAGCUGCCGGUGCGCUCUGCGAUGUCAGCCGCUGUCAGUAGGCGGGAUGGGAAGAGGAGAAGAAGCUUUACUUGCAGACGUUUCCUCGCUGGGUUGAGCAGCGGACAGUUAAUUGCUACCUGAAGACAAUUAAAGCAGCAGUUGAGGAGCGAAGACAGUGUUUGGUGUCAACUUUGAAGAAGCUGCUGUGUGCUGGAGCAGCCGGUGGAUGUUGCGCCAUGGAGAUAAAAAGAAGACUUCGAGCCAUGCUGAUGUUAAUAUGGAUUUUUCAAGGUGACACCAAGAAGGUGGAGAUCCCUAGAAGUGAGAUGGAAGCGGUCAAGGGCCAGAUGGUGGUGUUACACGCCUGGUACAGCCCCCACUCAGACAUUUCCAAAAACUCUGUUGUCUGGCACUUCACGGGAAAAGCGUCCAAGCAGGUGAUAAACUUUAGCUCAGGCGAGGUCGGGCACGGCCAGAACGAGUUCACCAAAAGAGUGGGCUUCAGUGCGGCCAUGCCCUCAGCCAACCUCUCCAUCUACAUCAACAACACCCAGGAGUCUGACUCUGGGCAGUACUUCUGCCAUGUCAUCAUCCCUGGAAGUCCUGGCCUUACCGGAGAUGUGCGCCUUAAUGUCAAAGUCCCUCCUUCUCCACCAGUGUGCAGCAUGACAGGGGACCCAGUGGUGAAGGGCAACGUGACUCUGAGCUGCAAGUCCAGUCAUGGGAAACCCAUCCCUCAGUACAAAUGGACCAAGGCUGCACCCUUGUCUGAGGUCUUCUUCUCCCCGAUGCAGAAUGAGAGACACGGCACCCUCAGGCUGAGCAACCUCACUAAAAGCAUGUCAGGGAAGUACAUCUGCCGAGCCAGCAACACUGCCGGCUCUGACAGCUGCUCCAUUAACCUGGAGGUUAUCACCUCCUCCAAUGCAGGCAUGAUUGCAGCAGCUACACUGGGGUCGGUGGUGGGAUUGGUGGCCAUGGUGCUCUUCCUCAUAUUCAUUCUGAAAAGGAGAAGGGACACUGAAGAGGAGAUGGCCAAUGAGAUCAAGGAGGAUGCUCAGGCACCAAAGCGUGUAUCGUGGGCAAAGAGCAACACCGGCUCGGACAUCGUAUCCAAGAAUGGCACGCUGUCCUCCAUAGCAACCAGCCCUCGGCCCCGAGACCCCCACCAGCCCAACUACCACUACCCAUACUCGCCCACGUCGCUGUCAGACACCGGCUCGGUGAUCAACGCCUACCAGCUGCGACCCGGAGAAGCCAACACGCUGCAGGGACUUCCUGGCUACAACAUCGGAGGAACCCCGUCACGCAAACACAAGCGACCUCCCAGUACAAACGGGGCCCCUCCGCAGAUUCUGAGGAGCCCCUUGGUCGCCAUCCCCAACAGGACUGAGGGGGCUCAGCCUCAGGUGCCACCUUCGCUCACUGUCUCCCCACAAAUCAGCUCCUCCACUCUGACACGCAUGGGAGCUGUAGCUGUCAUGGUGCCUGCUCAGAGCCAAGCCGGCUCACUGGUGUAGGCCAGCAGAAGGACAGUGGUUACGGAUGGAGAGAAAGUAUGCCUUGAAAUGGAAAGCACUUUCUCCAUGAACACCUGAAAGGUUGUGAGAGAUAAAAAUGUCUCACAGGUCUCUACGGUUUGUUCUUUUUCUUUUUGUUCCUUUUUUUUAAGAAAUAUAUUUUUAUUUGCACUCUUACAAAGAGGACUCCAAAAUGGAAUCCGAAUAUAAUUAUUUUUAGUAAGGUUUCCUUGAAAACGCCAAUGAUUUCAAAAGGUGUUAAAGGGGAAUUAUGGCAUUUCUUAGCCUGUUUUUGUGUCAAAGUGACAACAAUUUCAGAAAUGUAUCCAGUAUUGAGACUACACUUGAUCUUAGCCAAACCCAGUAUUGAGUGAUAGCGCUAUUAUAAUUGUGAUAAUUAUAUCCUGCUAUGCUUUUGUGUGUAUUGAUGCCAGGUCAACACCAUAGUCUGUACAAAGAAUGGAUGAUACGCUUCUACUUCUUCCCAUUAUACAAAAGUGAAUCCAAAAUAUCCUGGAAAGAGCCUUACUGCCAUAGAGAUAUUCUUGCUGUUUAAGCACACGGUCACGUAUACAUCUGGCGGUGUUGCUUGUGUACAACGUGCGUUACUGGAGGUUUCCACCAGAGGGCACACCAGAGAAGUCAGACCCUAUAAAACUACAGGAUUUGCAGGAUAUAAAUAACAAACAUGGCAACCAUUCAUGAGGUAAUUCAAUUUGUUAAUUCUGAGAUCAUGGGAGAAAAAGUGACAGCUGGGCCAUUGUAGAUGAUAAAAAAAAAUGGUGAGUACUCCUCCUAUAUGUCCCUACUGUUCACGUGUUUAUUGCAUCUUGCAGACGCAGAGCGUUCAUUUCUGCAAACGAGACAUUUGCCAUCGUGCGCACGCGAACAAGUAGCUAACAGAAAGUAUGUCUCCGGCCUUAUGGACCUGUCAGACUGUCCAUGUUUAUAUACACCCUACGAUCAACACAGUCAAUUUUUUGAAAAGCUAACAACAUUAGCUUACCUCUGCUCUGCCUUAAGAAGGUGUCCAAUCUUGGAUCAGCAUUUGUGUUACGGACAAGGCUCUUUGAUACGGAAUUUCCUCUCACAGAUCUUUACUCAAACAGAAUCCAAAAAUUUGACUUUUUCAUGAAAACCAAACAAAGAGGGAAACCGUUACGACACCCAGGGACUCAUCCGGCUGACUGUCACCAGUUAACAGGGUCACUCGUUAAUUCGUAACACCGGCUGCAGCACCCUCAAUACUGGAUCAGUUUUUAAAAAAUGACCAAAUAAGCCAGGUUUAUUUAAUUUUAUUUACUCAUUUAAAGUUGAUUCAGUUCCGUCAUGCAAAUUGAACUUUCCCAGCAUAGGUUAAGCAGCUGUGUUUGGAUUUAUGCUUUAUUGAACCAAAUCAACAGAAAAUGAGUCAUGUUUACUGAAAUAAUCCUGGCACUAUUUGCUAAACUCACUUUAUGGAAACAGGCCUCUGAAAAAUGACAAAAUUCCCCUUUAACUUUAUACAGUGUCUGGAUACUGUAAACAAUAACCAACAGUUCAGUUUAUUUAAGAGUUUUUGCAAAAUAUAAACGUUUGUAUAAUAACUAAAUAUAUACAAAUACUAUGAUUUGUAUGGCUGUGAAAGGAACACUUUUCAGUCACUUCUCUCAGGCUAAACUAGUUCACAUUCAGGUGAGAGAAUAAAACGUCUCGCAGGUCCCUUCAGCUUCUUCUUUUUUUAAGAAAUAUAUUUUUAUUUACACUCUUAAAAGGAUGUUUUUCAAUAUGGAAUCUAAUAGUAUUAUGAUUUUAAGGCAGCACAUAUAAAACGGCAAUGAUUUCAAGACAGUUGUGUUGACUUACUACAGUGUGUCUAAAUACCGUAAACCACUGAGGCUGGACUUUGCACUUCUUGCAAAAUAUAAUGUUUUGCCAACGUUUAUAUGAUACCUAAACGUAUAGAAAUAUUAUGGUUUGUAUGGCUGUGUAAGGAUCACAUUUCAGUCACUUCUCUCAGGCUAACUGCACUAGUUCAGAGUCAGGUGAGAGAAGUUUAAUUUACAAUUCUUUUUUUAAAGAAAUAUGUUUUCAUUUACAUUCUUAAAAAUGUUUUUUUUUCAGUAUGGAAUCCAAUAGUAUUAUGAUUUUAAGGCAGCACAUGUAAAACGCCAAUGAUUUCAAUAUAGUUGGGUUGACCUAAUGCAGUGUGUCUAAAUACUGUAAGCUAAUGAAGCUGGAAGUAUAAUGUGUUGGCAAAGUUUGAUACCUAAACGUAUCGAAAUAUUAUGGUUUAUAUGGCUGUGUAGGUAUCACGUUUCAAUCACUUCUCUCAGGCUAACUGCACUAGUUCAGUCAGGUGAGAGAAGGAAACGUCUCACAGGUUCCUUCAGCUUAAUUUACAUUUCCUUUUGUUUAAAGAAAUAUGUUUUUCUUUACACUAAAAAGGAUGUUUUCAAUGUGGAAUCCAGUGUUAUAAUUUUAAGGCAGCACAUGUAAAACGCCAAUGAUUUCAAGACUUACAGUGUGUCUGAAAACCGUAAACCAUGAAGGCUGAAUUUUGCAUUUCCAUUUGGCAGUUAUGUUUUGGCAGCAUUUGUAUUAUAACUAAACAUAUAGUUUUUUUAUUUUGUUUGAGUGGCUGUGUAAGAAUCACGUUUCAGUCAUUUCUCUCAGGCUACCUGCACUAGUUAAAAAUCACAAUUCAGGUAUUUUUAUGUUUUAAACCCACAUUUUCUUUCAUGUGAGGGUUGUUUUAUUUAGCCUACUUUAACAGCGUCAGUAGGUUUCAUGAUACUGACGUCUUCUGAGAAAACAUUUAUGAGUAUAUUGCCUGUUAUGGUAGUUGGAAUGUAAUCAAAAUAGUGAGUACAACAUGUUGAUGGUUUCUUGCUAUCUCGUUCAAAGGUGCUUGGUAUAGCGUGAUAUAAUUACUGUAAACAUACGAGGCCGGUAGUCGAUGAGAUAUCAGACCAACCUUCCUGCUGAUGGUCGUUUGUUUUCUUGUGAACUCUGGAAAUAAUGUGACAGUGAGUUAUUUAUGCUGAGCGGCUACAUGUAGCACUUUUAAUACAGUUCUGAUUGUUGAUAAUUAUUUUCAAUAAAGUGUUCUGGAGUGUU